GGCCAGCCCCGAGGGGCCACGCUUUGUCAUUCGCCAAACAGGAGGCUUGGCCUUGCUUUCGAACAUUCGAGCUGUGCCCAGGGUGUGGGUUUGGGUUCCAGGAGGCUGAGUGCUGGGUAACAGACAUUAUGAAGGAAUGCCCUUGUGUUUCAUUUCAGUCUGAGGGUCGGAGAAAGCCUUGUGGAAGGACCUUCACCUCUUGUCACCAGUUGGCAUUCAGUGUGACUUGCAUGCAUCACGGAGCUGGACAUGAUUUCCACACGGGUGAUGGACUUUAAGCUUCGGGAGGCUGCCGAAGGCCUGGGGGAGGACAGCACAGGGAGUCGAGGGGCGCGCUGGGCGGCCGGGCCCUCUCACACGACAGCAUUUUCAUUCCGGAGUCGGGACAGGACCCCGCGAGGCCCGUGCGGGUGUUUUCCCAAGAAAACGUGUGUGACCGGAUUAAGGCUCUGCAGUUAAAAAUACAGUGCAAUGUGAAAAUGGGGCCGCCACCCGCUCCGGGGGGCCUGCCUGCCAAGCGGGGAGAUGACGCCGGCAUGAGUUCUGAGGACGACGGGCUGCCCAGGAGCCCCCCAGAGAUGUCCCUGCUGCACGACAUCGGUCCCGGCACAACCAUCAAGGUCUCUUUGGUUUCCUCGUCCCGGCCGCCCUCUCCAGACCAGCCCUCCUCCAGGCCCCCGAGCGACGCCCCCGCCUGCCCCCGGACCGCAGCCAGCAGCGUGGCGCCGGUGGCUGAUUUCAGCUGCCCCCCAGAAUCCUCCUCCUGCCUGGACAACUCCGCAGCCAAGCACAAGCUCCUGGUUAAGCCCCGCAACCAGCGCUCCAGCAAAAUGAGGCGCCUGUCCUCGCGGGCGCAGUCCGAGUGCCUGAGCGACCUGACCUGCACCCCCGAGGAGGAGGAGUCCGACGAGAAGCCGGUGCCCACAGUCAGCACAGAGGAGACGCCCAGUGCUGGGCAGCAGGCUGGGCCCAGGGGACUGGCCCCCGUGCUGCCGCCUGGGAGGCCCCGUGCUAGGCGGGCGCAGUCUGAGGCCCUGGGCGACUUGACCUGCACCCCCGAGGAGGAGGAGUCCAACGAAAAGCCGGUGCCCACGGUCAGUGCAGAGGAGACGCCCAGUGCUGGGCAGCAGGCUGGGCCCAGGGGGCUGGCCCCCGUGCUGCUGCCUGGGAGGCCCCGUGCCAGGCGGGCGCAGUCUGAGGCCCUGGGCGACCUGACCUGCACCCCUGAGGAGGAGGAGUCCGACGAGAAGCCGGUGCCCACAGUCAGCGCAGAGGAGACGCCCAGUGCUGGGCAGCAGGCUGGGCCCAGGGGACCGGCCCCCGUGCUGCUGCCUGGGGGGCCCCGGGCCAGGCGGGUGCGUCUGCAGCACUGCCCCGCGCUCAGCGCCAGUGCUGAGGAGGAGGAGAGCCCCCCCGGGGACGACCCCUCCAGCCGCCAGGCCACCCUGGAGGUCACGGAGCCCGUGCCAGGCCCCGCCCCCUGCUUGGAGUGCCCACUUUUGCCAGAAGACUCCCCACACCCUGACCCCGACAGCAAACGUCAAAGGGAGGAGCCAUCCCUUGAAAGCGCACGUCCACCCUCCAAGGACGCAGCUGGAGAGGGGGGGUGCGCUUCUGGAGACGCCGAGAGUUCAUCGCCCCGCAUCCCUGAGGAGGACACGGCACCGCCUGGGACCGGCCCGGCCGUCCCCUCGGAGACUCCCCCUGGUCCCGACGGGCCAGGCCACGAUGCGCAGGAGCAGGCGGAGCUGACGCUGGCAGUGCCCGGUCCCAGUCCAGAGGGCGCAGAGGGCACAGAGGGCUCGGAGGACUUCGCCCCCAGCCCCCCAGCCUCCAAGAGCUGCUUGAAGCACAAGGCGCCGGCGAGCAGGAGCCUCAGCGUGUCCCCCACACCGCCCGCCUCCGAGUCACCUCCACAGGAGCCCAGCCCCUGUGCCCUGGACAAGGAAGCCGCCCCCCUCCAGUCCCCCAGGGCUGAGCAGGGCGAGUCCCCACAGCGGGGAGCCGAGAGGGAGGCCCCGGAGCCGAAAACUGGGAGAGGAGGCAGCAAGCCCCGGGGCGGGAAGAAGUUCUCCGUGGCCUCAGGCCGGGCGUGGCCGCACACAGGCCACAGAGAGCGGCCCGCGCGCCCGGGCCCCCCUGCUGCCCCCUCCUCUGUCCGGCUGCCCCUGCUGAGGAGCAGCGCGGCCUGGAGGAGCGAGGCCGCCCUCGAUGACCUCCAGGCACCCCCGGAGCGCCAGAACCCAGAACUGGAGCCUCAGGAGCCACCGUCACCCGCUGAGCGUGGCUCUCAGGACUCGGGGAGCAGGGUGGCCAGCCAGGCCGGGCCCGGGCAGAACCCCCCGGAGGCAGUGGCCACACCAGCCACAAGAGAGCCCCGCCUCUCCGCCCAGGAGCCGCGCCCGUGUGGGGACAGGAGCCCCUUCCCCGUCAAGCUCCGGUCCACGUCUCUCUCCUUCAAACACAGAGACGUGGCCGUGCCGGAAGGGAAAGGAGUCAAGAGGUACAGUGCUGAGGUCCGGCUAGAAAAAGGAGGACUGGCUCUGCUCUCGAAAGAUGACAGGUGUCACGUGGGGGCGGUCCCCACGAUUCGGGGGACCAGGCCCCCCAACGGACAGGGGAAGGGGAAGGCCCGGUCAUCGGAGCAGCCGGGCUCCAAGCCGCCCCUGCCCAGGAAGCCGCUUCUGCAAUCCCUCACCCUCCCGUACCCGCCCGCGGGCCCCGACGUGAGCCCUGGAGAGCUGGACAAGGCCGCACCACCCCCGGGCCCCAGAAAGGAGAGUCGGACGGUGGAGAAACGGUUGCCCCGCCGGGGAGCUGAGAAGGGCCUGCCUCCCGCAGCAUCGGGGCCUGGAGCCGAGGGCCAGUCGGGGCCGCCCUGGAUCACCAUCACCCCACAGAAGCGGCGAGGGGCCCCCGAGCAGCCACCCAACCAGGAGGACAAGCCUGGGGCCCAGACCCUGAAGCCCGAAAUAGGAAGGGCAGCCAGGGCACCCGAGAGAGCCCAGGAGCCCGUGAGGCAAGCCGACUUCAUCCGCAGCAAGUCUUUCCUGAUCACCCCGGCGAAGCCCUCCGUGGACCGAAGGCAGGGGACCAAGCUCUGCCUCCAGGAGGGGCUGCAGAGAGGGAUCUCCUUGUCCCAUCAGAACUUGGCAGCUCAGUCUGCAGCGAUGGCGGAGAGAGAGCUGCACCAGCUGAAGAGAGCCAGCUACGCCAGUGCGGAGCAGCCGUCCUGGAUGGAACUCGCCAGAAAGAAGUCUCAAGCUUGGAGUGACAUGCCCCAAAUUAUAAAAUAGGUUGGCAGCGUGUGACAAAAAGCGUCCACCACCUUGACGGGUCCCUUAGUGAAAAACGGCCACUAAAGGCAAAGACACUGAAACGUAAGAGUGAUUUUUAUCAUCCGGUUAUGGGAGGGCGGGCUUGGGGCGGAACGAGCCAGCCAAACAAGGACAGACACACAGCCACAGGCCUGGCCAGCAGGGCCCGAAAACAAGAAGACCAUUGAAAAGGUGUUCAGGGAACAAGGCCCGGUGCCCAGAGGCCUGAAUGCCAGUCUUUCAGAAAUCCCUUGAUCAAAGGAGCUCUGACACGGAAGAAAAAGGCAAUGAAACGCGGAUGCAAAACCGGGACCUGGAGAACGUGUGUCUGUGCCCCCAGCUGAGAUCGGCUUGUGUCUGUGGCCGGGGUCUUGCCUGCGGAUCCUGUCUUCUCCUCUCCUUCCCGAUGGGGCAUGAUAUUUAUGGACGUAAGGAUGCCGCUUCCAAGAGCAGCGCUAGAGCAUGCCGCUUCCAAGGACAGUCCCUCUGUGAAGGGGCGGGAAGCACACAGCAGGCGCAUCAGCUCACAUAGACCGUUUCCAACAACAAUUUUUAAAUUUUUCCACGAGGCAUCUGUGUCCUUAACCGUUGCACAACGCAUUGCCUGUUCAAUAAAAGGGUUCAAACACG
Molecule: messenger RNA, 3947 nt
Organism: Myotis lucifugus (little brown bat)
Lineage: Eukaryota; Metazoa; Chordata; Mammalia; Chiroptera; Vespertilionidae
Gene: CRACDL
Product: KIAA1211 like
Exons: 9
Coding region: 480-3296 (938 amino acids)
Source: RefSeq, a predicted model, not a curated record